AUGAAGAAGAAGAAGGGCAAUGUCGCGGUGUCGGCGGCCGCAGCCGGACCUGCUCCGAAGAAGAGAGAACCCCAUGGAACCGCUCGGAAGCGGGGACGACGAAGUGACGCCGGUGACCUGAUCAGCCGCCUUCCCGACGCCAUCCUCGGCACCAUCAUCUCCCUCCUCCCCACCAAGGACGGCGGCCGCACGCAGGCGCUCUCUCGACGAUGGCGCCACCUGUGGCGCUCCGCACCUCUCAACCUCCAGGUCAGCCUCUGCCAGAACACCGCCGUCCCCGUCCCAGCCGCCCGCACCAUAAUCUCCCGGCACGCUGGCCCCGCCCGCCGGUUCUGCUUCCCCUGCCUCCGCGCCGGCCGCGUCACCUGCGCCGAGCUGGAGAGCUGGCUGCACUCCCGAGCCCUCGCCGGCCUCCAGGAGCUUGACAUCAGCUACGGGCACUACUCCGCGCCAGCGGGGACGAGCUACCCGCUGCCGCCGUCCGUACUCCUCCACUCCGCGCCCACCCUCCUCGUCGCCAGGAUCAGCGACUGCGAUUUCCCUGACCAGAUCGCGCCGACCGUGAACUUCCCCCUCCUCAAGCACCUCUCCUUGCUUUACGUUUCGAUCUCGGGGAAGGUCUUCCAUGGCCUGCUCUCUGCAUGCCGUUCCUUGGAGAGCUUGUACAUGUCCAAGUUUCGUUCGGUGGACAGCCUCUGCGUUAGCUCCCCGACUCUUCGGACCAUUGCCUUCCAAGGAAGUGCAAAAGUAGAACUGGUAAUCGAGGAUGCUCCGAACCUUGAGAGGUUACUUAUACCUGAAUCUGAGCGAGAUGAUUGUGUGACUAUCCGGGUAAUUAGCGCGCCUAAACUGAAGAUAUUGGGUCCUUACUCACCGGACUUCCACAAAAUACGGAUCUUCCAGGGUAUGAUGAGCCCAGUUAGCUCGGCAAACUCAAUGCACACAUUGAAGGUUUUGGCUCUCAGAUCUUCCGGCCAUGGACUGCACACAGUUCUUAACGUUCUCAGGGGGUUCCCUUGCUUGGAAAGGCUCUAUGUUAUUUUUUACAAACACCAUGAGAUGGAUAAGAAAAACGAGGCUUGGCACGACCCACUAUUUCCAAUCGAAUGCCUUAAGACCUAUCUAAGAAAGGUGGUGCUCAAGUCAUACGUAGGCUAUGACGAGCAGCAGGUUGGCUUUGCGAGGUUCUUUGUUUUGAAUGCGAAAGUGGAAAACAGAGCUUCCCGAGAUGCUCAGUUUGAAUUCAGGAGUAAUUGUUAUUGGACUGAUAGCCAGAUCAACAAGUGUAUCCAUGAUUUCUCAGUAGCCGACCCCUUCAGACAUCCAUAG
Messenger RNA from Lolium rigidum, 1329 nucleotides. Its product is annotated as F-box/LRR-repeat protein At3g03360-like. The transcript is spliced from 4 exons. The coding region runs from base 1 to 1329 and encodes 442 amino acids. Lineage: Eukaryota; Viridiplantae; Streptophyta; Magnoliopsida; Poales; Poaceae. Gene Ontology annotation, molecular function: protein binding. The record is from RefSeq and is a predicted model, not a curated record.